Messenger RNA from Oncorhynchus kisutch (coho salmon), 780 nucleotides. Its product is annotated as claudin-34-like. Bases 1 to 780 code for a protein of 259 amino acids. NCBI's taxonomy places the organism in Eukaryota, Metazoa, Chordata, Actinopteri, Salmoniformes, Salmonidae. Gene Ontology annotation, molecular function: structural molecule activity. The transcript has a single exon. Gene Ontology annotation, cellular component: membrane; bicellular tight junction. The record is from RefSeq and is a predicted model, not a curated record.
AUGGCAUACCUGGUUCACACGGCUCACCCUCAGUUCGUCAGCCUGUGGUUGAGCGCCGUGGGUUGGGCCCUUACCGCGGUGACCCUUGGACUCAUCCAGUGGAGGGUCUGGCAGGUGGCCGACUUGACCUUCAUCACCUCAGGAGAGGCCUGGGUCGGUCUCUGGAGGGUGUGUUUCUAUAGCCAUACGCUCGUGACCUCUGGGUUCAGGGUCAUGUAUUGUCAGAGUAUGGCGCUGUCCGACUCCUUCACGCCCCCGGAGGUCGCCACGGCCCAGGUGCUCACUCUGCUAGGGCUGGUCGUGGGGUUCUGUGGAAACGCCGCCGCCGUCUACGCCCUCAGGAGCGUCUAUUUCGGACUGGAGAAGCAGACGCCUAUCCGCCGUGCGUUCGCAGUGGCUGGUACUCUGUGCUUGUUGUCCGCUGUGUGUUUUCUCAUACCUCUCCUGUGGAACUUGAACUCGGUGGUGACCAAUCAAACGAUUGCGUUCCCUUCGAACUUCCACAUGCCCCCUGCACCUGUGACCCAGAAACCAGGGGCAGGUAUCGGGGUCGGGAUCAUAGGGUCGUUUAUGAUGAUCGUCAGUGGAGUUAUCUUCAUCCUCUACAGGUUCCCUGUCAAGAUGGGACCCAGAGUGGAGCCUUCUGGUCCAGAGGCAAGACACUUUGAUGGGUCACGUGUUGGGACAUUGUCCCCUGGGUCUGUGGGACACAGUAUGGGUAAUCUGAGUAACUCUCAGGCCAGGGACAAUCCUGCCUUCCACUCUGAUGAGCACUUGUGA